AUGUCUACUACAUCCACAAUCAAUACCACUGAAAAGUGGACUGCUCCAAAAGUUAGAUCUACGUUUUUGGAUUAUUUUAAAGAUAAGAGACAACACACUUAUGUUCCAUCAUCAUCAGUUGUCCCACACAAUGAUCCUACUUUAUUGUUUGCCAACGCUGGUAUGAACCAAUAUAAACCAAUCUUCUUGGGGACCGUUGAUCCAGCUAGUGAUUUUGCCAAGUUGAAAAGAGCUGCCAAUUCUCAGAAAUGUAUUAGAGCUGGUGGUAAACAUAACGAUUUAGAGGAUGUUGGUAGAGAUUCAUAUCAUCAUACAUUUUUCGAAAUGCUUGGUAAUUGGUCAUUUGGCGACUAUUUCAAAAAGGAAGCCAUUGCGUGGUCGUGGGAAUUAUUGACUGAUGUUUAUGGCUUGGAAAAGGAUAGAUUGUAUGUUACAUAUUUCGGUGGCGAUGAAAAGCAAGGAUUGGAGGCAGAUUUAGAGGCAAAGAAAUUCUGGUUAGAUGUUGGUGUUGCUGAAGACCAUAUUUUACCUGGUGAUGCCAAGGACAACUUUUGGGAAAUGGGUGAUCAAGGUCCUUGUGGUCCUUGUUCAGAGAUUCAUUAUGAUAGAAUUGGUGGUAGAAAUGCUGCCUCACUCGUCAAUAUGGAUGAUCCUAAUGUAUUGGAAGUUUGGAAUGUCGUGUUUAUUCAGUAUAAUCGUGAAGCUGAUGGAUCAUUGAGACCACUACCAAACAAACAUAUCGACACUGGUAUGGGUUUCGAAAGAUUGGUUUCCAUCUUGCAAAAUAAAUCCUCGAAUUACGACACUGAUGUGUUUUUGCCAAUUUUUGACAAAAUUAGAGAAAUUACCGGUGUUAGACCAUACACGGGGAAAUUUGGUGCUGAUGAUAAAGAUGGUAUCGAUACUGCAUACAGAGUUAUUGCAGAUCAUGUAAGAACUCUUACGUUUGCCAUUUGCGAUGGUGGUGUUCCAAAUAACGAAGGUAGAGGAUAUGUUUUGAGAAGGGUCUUGAGAAGAGGAUCACGUUAUGUUCGUAAGUACAUGAACUACCCAAUUGGAUCAUUUUUCCCACAAUUGGUUGAUAUUGUAAUUCAGCAAAAUAAGGAAAUCUUCCCCGAGAUCGAAUCGGGAUCUCAAGAUCUUAAGGAGAUUUUAAACGAGGAAGAAUUGUCAUUUGCAAAAACUUUGGAUCGUGGUGAGAAAUUGUUUGAACAAUAUGCCAUCAUUGCUUCAAAGACUCCUGAACAGACUUUAUCUGGAAAAGAUGUGUGGAGAUUGUAUGACACCUACGGUUUCCCAGUUGAUUUGACUAGAUUAAUGGCUGAAGAAGCUGGAUUGAAAAUUGAUGAAAAGGGAUUUGAAGUUGCCAAAGAAGAGUCUAGAGAAGCUUCCAAAGGUGGAGCUAAUAAAAAUGCAUCGUCUUUGAUCAAAUUGGAUGUUCACGCGUUAUCCGAACUUGAAGGUAAAGUUGCCAAGACCGACGAUGACGCCAAAUAUGGACUCGACAACAUCAAAGCUAAAGUUCUUGCUAUCUACGACGGCAGCAAAUUUGUUGAUUCCAUCCAACAGAACGAAGAAGGUCAACAAUACGGCAUCUUGUUGGACAAAACACCGUUCUAUGCCGAACAAGGUGGACAAGAGUACGAUACAGGUAAACUUGUUAUUGAUGGUAAAACUGAGUUUAAUGUUGAAAAUGUUCAAGUUUACGCUGGAUAUGUAUUACACACCGGGUUUGUCCUUGAGGGAAAAUUGAGCGUUGGUGAUGAUGUGAUUGCCGCUUAUGAUGAAUUAAGAAGGUGGCCAAUCAGAAAUAAUCAUACGGGUACACAUGUAUUGAACUACGCCUUGAGAGAAGUCCUUGGCGACGAUGUUGAUCAAAAGGGAUCUCUUGUCGCUAAGGAGAAAUUGAGGUUUGACUUCAGUCACAAACAGGCUUUGACUCCAAAAGAGUUGGAAAAAGUUGAGGGCAUCUCAAAUCAAUACAUUAGAGAUAACAAGCAAGUCUAUUACAAGGAUGUACCAUUAACUGAAGCUAAAGCUAUUUGUGGGUUGAGAGCUGUCUUUGGGGAGACUUAUCCUGACCCAGUUCGUGUUGUUUCCAUUGGUGUGCCAGUUGAUGAGUUACUCAAGGACCCAACUAAUGAAGAAUGGAGAUCAAUCUCAAUCGAAUUCUGUGGUGGUACCCAUGUUGCUAAGACCAGCGAAAUCAAGGAUUUGGUCAUCAUCGAAGAAUCAGGUAUUGCUAAAGGAAUCAGAAGAAUAGUUGCCGUUACUGGACAUGAUGCUCAUGCUGUACAAAGAGUAGCCAAGGAAUAUGAACAAGAAUUGGAUCAUGCAAAUGAAUUGCCCAAUGGACCGAUUAAAGAAAACAAAGUGAAAGAAUUGGGUGUUGCUUUAAAGAAAUUGUCAAUAUCAGUAUUGGAUAAACAGAAAUUGACUGAGAAAUUUAACAAAGUUGACAAAUCAAUCAAAGAUCAUCAAAAGAGUAUACAAAAAGAGGAAAGUAAAAAAACUCUUGAUGUGGUUAAGAAAUGGCUUGAUGAAGGUGACGACAACAACAAAUCUGAGUUUUUGGUUGCUCAUAUCCCAAUCAAUGCUAACGCUAAAGCAAUCACUGAGGCGUUCAAUUUGGUCAAGAAGCAAGACAAGACUAAAUCAUUAUACUUGUUGACAGGACAAAAUGACAAGGUUGCACAUGGAUGUUAUGUUAGUGACGAAGCCAUUGCUAAAGGUGUUGAUGCUAGUCUGUUGGCCAAGUUGGUUAGUGGCAAGAUUGGUGGUAAAGCUGGGGGUAAGGGAAACAUUGUUCAAGGUAUGGGUGAUAAACCAAGUGGUAUAAAUGAAGCUAUUGAGGAAGUGACAAAGUCAUUCAAGGAAAAAUUGUAA
Molecule: messenger RNA, 2886 nt
Organism: Lodderomyces parapsilosis
Lineage: Eukaryota; Fungi; Ascomycota; Pichiomycetes; Serinales; Debaryomycetaceae
Gene: ALA1
Product: alanine--tRNA ligase
Exons: 1
Coding region: 1-2886 (961 amino acids)
Biological process (GO): alanyl-tRNA aminoacylation; tRNA modification
Cellular component (GO): mitochondrion; cytoplasm
Molecular function (GO): amino acid binding; alanine-tRNA ligase activity; ATP binding
Source: RefSeq, a predicted model, not a curated record